UCUCCUUUCUUAUCUUCUUAACUUUUAUGGCAUUGAUUUCGGCCUUGUGCGAUAUCUUACAAAGACCGACAAUUGGGGACGUUUUCAUGGAGCUGGUGAUGUUUUUGGGUCCUCUGUCAAUUGCGUUUCUUGUAGGGCUUGUAAUAGGAUGGUCGUGGAAGCCAAAAUGGGCGACUUUGGGGAGAAAUAAGCUGGAUUGUUCGGUGUUAAAACCUUCUUCAUUGUUACCAUCGCCAUCUUUUUUGCCUGGUUUGAUGUCUCCCACGUCGUUUGGUUUUGUUUCUAUACCAAAAAGUUUUAAUUCCUUGAAGCCACAGUUGCCCAGUUGCAUUUCAUGGAUCUCUGACGAUGGGGUGGAGAAGGAAACCUCUGCGCCGGCAGCUGCAAGUCCCAUCUGUAGUUCGUUACAGAUGGAAAGUGAAACAUCGGUUGCCGUGACGGGGGAGGAUCUAGAACAUUUGUGUCAGCUUGUUGAGGUGAAAGACGGAGGUCCAGCAUGGAUACAGAUGAUGGAUCGUUCAACCCCUAAUAUGAGCUAUCAAGCUUGGCGGAGAGACCCUGAGACCGGCCCUCCACAAUACCGCAGCAGAACAGUUUUUGAGGAUGCUACACCGGAGUUGGUGAGGGACUUCUUCUGGGAUGAUGAGUUCCGAAGGAAGUGGGAUGACAUGCUUAUACAUUCUGCAACAUUGGAGGAGUGCCCCACCACGGGAACUAUGGUAGUUCAUUGGAUACGCAAGUUCCCCUUCUUCUGUAGUGAUAGAGAAUACACCAUAGGACGCCGAAUUUGGGAAUCGGGGAGAACAUAUUACUGUGUCACAAAGGGAGUACCCUUUGCUUCUGUGCCGAGGCGUAACAAACCAAGACGUGUUGACCUCUACUAUUCAAGUUGGUGCAUUCGAGCUGUGGAAUCAAAGAGCGGGGGUGGCCAUCUGACUGCCUGUGAGGUGCUACUCUUCCAUCAUGAAGACAUGGGCAUUCCAUGGGAAAUUGCGAAGCUUGGUGUUCGACAGGGUAUGUGGGGAGCUGUGAAGAAGAUUGAACCAGGCUUAUGUGCCUACCAGAGAAGUAGGGCAUCAGGGGCACCAAUCUCCCGGUGUGCUUUCAUGGCACAGAUAAACACCAAGGUCAAGGCAGAGUACCUGAGAUCAUUAGAGACCAACAAUGGUUCUUCAGAGGUUGAAAACUUGGAUUUGUCUGAUGAGAAACCUAAGGGAAAGAACAUCCCCAAGCUCCUGGUUGUAGGUGGGGCUGUCAUACUUGCUUGUAGUCUUGACAGGGGCUUGUUGACCAAGGCAGUUAUAUUUGGAGUAGCCAGAAGAUUUGCAAACAUUGGGAGGAGGUUGUGACCACCCCUGCCUUACUCAUC
Telopea speciosissima is the source of this 1369-nucleotide messenger RNA. RefSeq lists its product as uncharacterized. The record is from RefSeq and is a predicted model, not a curated record. Lineage: Eukaryota; Viridiplantae; Streptophyta; Magnoliopsida; Proteales; Proteaceae. The coding region runs from base 27 to 1349 and encodes 440 amino acids. Gene Ontology annotation, molecular function: lipid binding. The transcript is spliced from 6 exons.